Messenger RNA from Doryrhamphus excisus (bluestripe pipefish), 3121 nucleotides. RefSeq names its product zinc finger, RAN-binding domain containing 1a (gene zranb1a). Gene Ontology annotation, molecular function: cysteine-type deubiquitinase activity; K63-linked polyubiquitin modification-dependent protein binding. Gene Ontology annotation, cellular component: nucleus; cytoplasm. The record is from RefSeq and is a predicted model, not a curated record. Gene Ontology annotation, biological process: protein deubiquitination involved in ubiquitin-dependent protein catabolic process; cell migration; cytoskeleton organization. NCBI's taxonomy places the organism in Eukaryota, Metazoa, Chordata, Actinopteri, Syngnathiformes, Syngnathidae.
UUGGUGACGUCAGCAGGGCCAGCGUUUACUUUGGCUCCGCUAGUCUUUCGUCUCCGUGUCGCCGCCAUUAAGUAACACUGGGGCAAUGUAAACCUCGCAGAGUCGAGGCGUUCACAGGCCCGGCCGAGGGGGCUGUUUGUUCUGCGGAGUGGUUCAUGUAUCCGUAUAGGUAAAUAUGUGAGAGAAUAAAAGACGACAUAAUACGUCGCUUCGGGAAAGAUUUGACAGAGCAGGAGGUGGAGGAGGAGGAGGAAGAAGAAGGGGGGACCGGACGAGUAGUGUUUGUUGUGGUUUUCCAACACUUGGGAAGGAGCACAGCUGCCAAACGGCUGACCAGGUGAUCCACAAUGACAGACCAGAGGGACAAAUGGGCCUGUGACUACUGCACAUAUGAAAACUGGCCCUCGGCCACCAAGUGCACAAUGUGUCGCGCACAGAGGUCCAGGGCUCCCAUCAUCACAGAGGAACCUUACAAAAGCAGCCCCGAUCCGGACCCCGGUCAUGAGUGGGACCUCCCCGCCAGUGAGGGCGGCAGCAGCCUCCUCAUCUGCCCGGACUCCAGCGCCAGACCCAGGAUACGCUCAGCCAGCAUGGCCGAGAUGGCCACCAAGUGGUCCUGUCACAUGUGCACCUACUUGAACUGGCCACGGGCCAUCCGCUGCACGCAGUGUCUGUGUCAGCGCCCCAAAAGCUGCAGCCCCACGGAAUCGCCUCACACAUCCAGCUCCAACGUGGGCGGCCGCCCCGUGCUGCAUCCCCCCGUGGAUCCCUGCGAGGAGUACAACGACCGCAACAGGCUCAACACCCACCAGCAGCACUGGACAUGCUCGUCUUGCACUUACCAGAACUCGCCCAAAACGCUCAAGUGCGUGGUGUGCAACCACCCGAAGCCGUACCACCACGAGGCCAUUGAACUGGCACAGCCCGUCGAUCACUCGCCCGUCAUCAACGAGCAGGACCGGUUGAGGUGGAGGGCCGGCGGCGGUGGCGGCUGCAGCGGAGGCCAGGGUCAGAGGAGGUCACCUCCUUUAGCCAAGAGGGACGACCACGUCCAAAUGGAUUUCCAAAGGAUAGAACUGGCGGCUGGAGCCAUGAGCGGCAAGGAGGAGCAGGAAAUGGACUUCAAGAAGCUGAAGCAGAUACGGAACAGGAUGAGGAAGAUGGACUGGCUCUUUCUUAGUGCGUGUGCGGGUGUGGUGGAAGGAGACCUGGCGACGGUGGAAGCCUACAAGUCGUCCGGCGGCGACAUCGCCCGACAGCUCACGGCCGACGAGGUGCAGCUGCUGAACCGGGCGUCGGCCUUCGACGUGGGCUUCACGCUGGUCCACCUGGCCAUCCGCUUCCAGAGGCAGGACAUGCUCGCCAUCCUCCUCACCGAGGUGAACCAGCAGGCGGCCAAGUGCAUUCCCUCCAUGGUCUGCCCUGAGCUGACGGAGCAGAUCCGAAGGGAGAUUGCGGCCACGCUACACCAGCGCAAAGGAGACUUUGCCUGCUACUUCCUCACCGACCUGGUCACCUUCACGCUACCUGCAGAUAUCGAGGACCUGCCGCCGGCCGUCCAGGAGAAACUGUUUGACGAGGUUUUGGAUCGAGACGUCCAGAAAGAGCUGGAGGAGGAGUCUCCCGUCAUCAACUGGUCCAUGGAGCUGGGCACGCGUCUGGACAGCCGCCUGUACGCCCUGUGGAACCGCACGGCUGGAGACUGUCUGUUGGAUUCGGUUCUGCAGGCCACGUGGGGGAUCUAUGACAAGGACUCGGUCCUCCGCAAGACCCUCCACGACAGCUUGCACGACUGCUCGCACUGGUUUUACACCCGCUGGAAGGAGUGGGAGUCCUGGUACUCGCAGAGCUUCGGCCUCCAUUUCUCUCUACGGGAGGAGCAGUGGCAGGAGGACUGGGCCUUCAUCCUGUCUCUGGCCAGUCAGCCUGGGGCGAGCCUGGAGCAGACCCACAUUUUCGUGCUGGCGCAUAUCCUCCGCAGACCCAUCAUCGUCUACGGCGUCAAAUACUACAAAAGCUUCCGUGGGGAGACGUUAGGCUACACCCGUUUUCAAGGCGUGUACCUGCCGCUGCUGUGGGAACAGAGCUUCUGCUGGAAGAGCCCCAUCGCCCUGGGCUACACCCGCGGCCACUUCUCGGCCCUGGUGGCCAUGGAGAACGACGGCUACGACAAUCGGGGCGCGGGCGCCAACCUCAACACGGACGACGACGUCACCAUAACCUUCCUGCCGCUGGUGGACAGCGAGAGGAAGCUGCUGCACAUCCACUUCCUGUCGGCGCAGGAGAUGGGCAACGAGGAGCAGCAGGAGAAGCUGCUGCGCGAGUGGCUGGACUGCUGCGUGACGGAAGGCGGGAUGCUGGCCGCCAUGCAGAAGAGCUCCCGCCGCCGCAACCACCCUUUGGUCACGCAGAUGGUGGAGAAGUGGCUGGACCGAUACCGCCAGAUACGACCCUGCGCCUCGCUCUCCGACGGCGAGGAGGACGAGGACGAAGACGAGUGACAAUUUCACCCCCCCGCCGCCUCCUUCCUAGCGCACGUGUUCUAGAGCGGAGCGGAGAACCCCCGACUUGGUCGUCACGUCCUCGCCUUUCAAGAAGCUCCACCCCUGAGAAGAACUAGCACACGUCAUAGAACAGUACUUAUUUAAUCCUUGAGAAAACUGCACUAGAUACUUUGCUUUUGUUUGUGGUUUGCCUGACAGAAAUUUAGCUCCGCCCCCUCCUAGCAUCCCACCUAUUUAUUGACUUGACUUUGUUUUGCACAGAGUAACAGCUGCAUUCUGUGAGGGGGAAGGGGGGGGGGUCGUGGUGGCGGCGGGGCAUUGACCUCCGAGUUUACUGACAAUUUUUACAUUCUGACAAAAUGGCGGCGCGAAAAGAGAGCCAAACACUACGCUCUCUUUCUACGGAGUGCAGUCAUGUGAUUAAAUUUCAUUCACUUGCAUCUUCCUUCCUCUGGUUCUUAUUUUCCUGGGAUUGAACGUGUCCUCAAAUCCACACGCCAGUCCCGGACGGGACGUCUGCAAAUAAGCCCAGCACCUCAAAUAUAUUAUAUAAUAAUAUUAAAAAUAAUAUUACUUACCCUUUUAACCGGUACCAGCACGCGGCAUCUGUAAAGCUG